This is a messenger RNA of Glycine soja, 1580 nucleotides long. RefSeq names its product transcription factor bHLH94-like. Gene Ontology annotation, molecular function: DNA-binding transcription factor activity, RNA polymerase II-specific; protein dimerization activity; RNA polymerase II cis-regulatory region sequence-specific DNA binding. The record is from RefSeq and is a predicted model, not a curated record. Lineage: Eukaryota; Viridiplantae; Streptophyta; Magnoliopsida; Fabales; Fabaceae. Bases 297 to 1301 code for a protein of 334 amino acids. Gene Ontology annotation, biological process: regulation of transcription by RNA polymerase II. The transcript is spliced from 3 exons.
GUUGAAAAGGUAGCAAGCUUUCUUCGAAAUGCGUUGAUAAAAGGGCGAGUUUGUUUGGUCCUUUGGGAAUGUAGUGCUUCUUCUCCUUCCACCUCAAGUUUCUUCUCUCUCUCUCUAUCUCUCUUUUUCCACAAGCUAGCUUCUAAUAAUUAACCUUCAUCAUAUCAUAUCCCUCUCUCCACUUUCCUACAAGCCUUUUUUCUCUCUAUUAUCUCCCACAAAAGUAGUGUUCGUGACUUUGUGUCUCCUUUGCGAGCAACAGGGAGAGGCUCUUGUGAGUGGUUCAUUCACAAAUAAUGGCACUAGAGGCUGUGGUUUUCCCGCAAGAUCCAUUUGCGUAUGGUUGCAACAAGGAUUAUUUGUACUCCUUAGUUGGAGCAACACCCACCUACGGUAAUUUCCAAGCAGCGGAAGAAGAGAAAGUCCUCCUAGGAAUCAUCAACAACAACAUAGAACACAACCUUUAUGCAAAUUGGGAUUCAUCUUCUACCUCAAUGUUGCAAAAUGUCAAGGAACAACAAUGGGAUUCUCACUCCUCCCCUGAAGCAUGCACCGUUGAACAAUCCGUGACAACCCCUUCUUUUCCUCCUUCUCCUCCUCCUUCUUCCUCCGUGGAAGCCACCGUGACCACCACGAGCCGCCGUAAACGACGCCGCACCAAGAGCGCCAAGAACAAGGAGGAAAUCGAGAACCAGAGGAUGACGCACAUUGCUGUUGAACGCAAUCGCCGAAAACAGAUGAAUGAGUACUUGGCCGUGCUCCGAUCCUUGAUGCCUUCCUCUUAUGUUCAAAGGGGUGACCAAGCCUCUAUUAUUGGAGGGGCCAUAAACUUUGUGAAGGAGUUGGAGCAGCUUUUGCAGUCGAUGGAGGGCCAAAAGAGAACGAACCAAGGGAAAGAGAAUGUUGUUGGGUUAAAUGGGACGUCGACAACAACAACAACAACACCCUUUGCUGAGUUCUUCGCGUUUCCUCAAUACACGACACGUGGUACGACGAUGGCACAGAACAACCAGGAGCAGAAACAGUGGGCCGUAGCAGACAUUGAAGUGACCAUGGUGGAUAACCAUGCCAAUCUAAAGGUACUAUCAAAGAAACAACCUGGGCAGAUUAUGAAGAUCGUUGUUGGGCUUCAAAGUCUCAAGCUCAGCAUUCUCCACCUUAAUGUUUCCACUCUUGAUGAUAUGGUCCUUUACUCAGUUAGCGUCAAGGUAGAGGACGGGUGUCUGCUGAACACGGUGGAUGAAAUUGCGGCUGCAGUGAAUCAACUAUUACGCACAAUCCAAGAAGUUACUUUCAGCUGAUCCAUUGAACUCGAAAUUAAUUUUGUUUUGAUUUAAAAGAGUUUUCUAUCCUUCUCUUCGUUUAGUAUUUGGGGAUAUCUGUGAUUGUGUCCAUUGCAAUAUUGGAGGGGGUUAAGGUUAACAAUGUUGCUCUUUAUUUUGUUCUAUAGUCCACCCUCGUCUAAUACCCUUUUUAUCCGUCCUAGUUGAAAUGCGUAAGGUUGUAUGUACAUCCAAUUACCUAACAAAUCUCAAGUGAAAAUACAAGUCCAUUUCAAUAAGCCGGGAGUUUAUCCUCUA